AUCUGGCGUAAAAUUGUCGACCAUUUUAAACAGUAACACUUAGUGGUAGGUGUCUGUGAAUCAUUGAUUAGUGAUUAAAACAUUCGAGGAAAGCAAGACUUCUAUAAGGAUGCGCUCACUAACACAAGCACAGCGGUUCACUAUCAUUUCAUCAUUUAUGUUUUAUUUUCUGGGUGGACUAUUCACCGCAUUUUUCCUCGGAUCGGGACAGUACAGCUGAAUUUGGAUGUGAAAAACAGAGAUAUGGGCUAUUUUAUUCUGAGUGCAUCAAACCUUGCUGUGAUUGGAUUUUGUUUGAUGACUCUUGCGUUGGCAGGAAAAGGCAAAGAUGGUGAAGUUCCUAAGGAAGCGGCUGUUCUCGGAACCAUCUUCAAUAGAUUGGUAUUAGUGAACUGUUUUCUUGGCUAUUUUUAUCGAAGGAGCAUUUUAAGUGUUCGUUAUGUAGCUUUCUUUUGUAUAUUGGAUUCAUCGCUGGCGUUGAUUACUUACGCAAUAUGGAUAAAGGAACACGACAAUGGGAAUUUAUUGAAGUUUUUCGUAGAUUUAUGGAAGAUGGUAAAUCCAUAUUCUGGAAACAAAAAACGGAGAUUUUUAAUAUUUCAGGCAUUAGGCGCUUUCCAAGCAAUCAUCUGUCUUGUUGCUCCAGAUGUUUUAUUAUCAACGGACGUAGUUGCCGGCAUCAAAUUAGGAAGCCACGCUGAAGGAUGCUUUCGUGUCAUUUUUGCCAUAAUCUUUCUUCACGGAAUUAUUCAUGUAACAACAGGAGGCACUCAAAUUGUAUUCUUUCCAACUGCAUCAUUGUUUUACCGUCUUGCGUGGAAUAUUCCUGUCCUGAUCAUUUUAGGGUUCAUGUCAUUUCUUCCUUUUUCUCUCGUCAUGAUUUUGGUCAUUUACGAUUUGGCUUUCUCCGCUAUCAUUGUUUUUGCAAUUCCUGCAACAGAUCAUGGAAUGACAAAGACCAAACAAUGAUCAAUAAUGAUUAAUAGUAUAUUUUCAUUUUGAAAAAUCAAGUAAACCAUUUGAUCUAACAUAUCAAGAAUUUCAUAAAACAUAUGUGUGUAUAUGUGUUUUCUAAAAAGUAGAAAUUUUAUUUUAUUUCCAAUACGUUUCUCAUAAAAUCUAAAACAUCAAAGUUUUAUAAAGCUUUCAUGUCCAAGUCAA
Xenia sp. Carnegie-2017 is the source of this 1161-nucleotide messenger RNA. RefSeq lists its product as uncharacterized. The transcript is spliced from 2 exons. The coding region runs from base 244 to 969 and encodes 241 amino acids. NCBI's taxonomy places the organism in Eukaryota, Metazoa, Cnidaria, Anthozoa, Malacalcyonacea, Xeniidae. The record is from RefSeq and is a predicted model, not a curated record.